AUGUUUGCGCGUCGCGCGCUCCUCGCGCGUGCGUGUACGGCGGUGGCACAAGCGGCGUCGCAGUGCCAGCUUCGCACGUCCGCCUGGGUGGCCCGAGGGGAUGUACCGACGGACCACGAGCGCCUGGACAUGUCAGGAGCAGGCCCCCGGCCUGGCAAGCACAGGGCACCACCGCGCCACGAUGUCCUGGGCGAGGAGGGGAGCCCCGAUCGCGUCAUGGCGUUCAACCUGCCCUACGACGCGGACUGGUGCGAGGUCGUGGCCUGGUUCGAAAGGGCCGGGUCGGUGGUGUACGCCUGCGUGCACCGCGACCGCGAGGGCAACUCGAAGGGGCGCGCGACGGUGGAGUUCGGCACGCCCUGCGCCGCACAGCGCGCCGUCGCCCUGCUGCACGGCAAGCCGUUCAACGGGCGGCGCGUCAAGGUCUACCCGGACGAGUCCUCUCCGCAGAAGCGCCUCCGCGACGAGGACCGCGGGCUCCUGGUCCCCGGCGCGCAGGGGCGCCAGAUCGUCGUGACGGGCCUGCCCUUCGCGAUGAGCGACGACGACUUCGUGGCGCACGUGCAGGCGGCGGUGGGGGCGGGGGCGGUGGUGGCCGCGCGGGUGGCGCGGCGGCAGGACGGGCUCUCGGCGGGGUUCGGGAAGGCGGUGCUCGCGACCGAGGCGGAGGCGGAGCGCGCGUGCGGGAAGCUGGACGGCCGGGAGGUCGGGGGCCGCCGCACCAACGCGCUGGUCGACACGCACGGGGGCGCGGGCGGGCCGCGGAGGCGCGAACCGGGGCAGAGGGAGGCGCAGUGGCGCGACAGCGCGUUCUGGUGA
This is a messenger RNA of Pedinophyceae sp. YPF-701, 819 nucleotides long. Lineage: Eukaryota; Viridiplantae; Chlorophyta; Pedinophyceae. The record is from the annotation of a GenBank genome assembly.